Helianthus annuus (common sunflower) is the source of this 2199-nucleotide messenger RNA. RefSeq names its product LEAF RUST 10 DISEASE-RESISTANCE LOCUS RECEPTOR-LIKE PROTEIN KINASE-like 1.5. Lineage: Eukaryota; Viridiplantae; Streptophyta; Magnoliopsida; Asterales; Asteraceae. The record is from RefSeq and is a predicted model, not a curated record. Bases 106 to 1956 code for a protein of 616 amino acids. Gene Ontology annotation, biological process: protein phosphorylation. The transcript has a single exon. Gene Ontology annotation, molecular function: protein kinase activity; ATP binding.
CACCCCCCACCCCCCUCCCCUAGGUUAGUAAAACAUGAACUCCACACUCUGACCAAGUUUCAAACCCAAAAGAUUCUUCAGAUCUCCACACUCUGACCACAAAUAAUGCCACCACUAUUCCGCCUUAUUCCACCACUCAUCUUCCUUCUAACCACCGUAACAUCUCACCUAUGCCCACCAUUCACCACCACUACACCACCAUACCCUUUCUCAACCACCCCUGGCUCCGGCCACCCAUCCUUCCAAAUCACAUGCCACCCACCACCACUCUCCGCCACCAUCACCAUCAACAACCACCACUUCUCUCUCCUCACCUACGACCCCACCACCCCCACCCUCUCCCUCUUCCCCCACCCCACCCCCACCCCCACCACCACUAAAUGCACCACCACCACCACCACCAUCCCAACCCAACCCAUAAACCUCUCACACUCACCAUUCAAACCCACCGACUCAUUCUGCUCUCGCCUCUCUUACAUCACCCCUUGCAACCCACCCACCACCACCACCUUACCUAACUGCACCCACUGCCCAUACCUUUGUAAAAUUACCAAAACACCCCUUCACCUCAUCAACUCUUGUGGAUCUCAUCCUCCUCCACAACUCACCCAUGAAGGCUGUCAACCAGACAUCCUAGGUUUCCUCGACAGCUUCCUAAGAUUCGGAAUCCAAGUCGAAUAUCAACAACAAGAUUCUUACUUCACCACCUGCAAAUCUUGCAAAUCCUUAAACGGAACCUGUGGAUACAACUCUACCCACCCCAACAAACCGUUUUUAUGCCUUCAAACAACGAACUUCAAAACCCAAAAACCGGUUCACACAAAACGUAACAUACGUAUAGCUAUGAUGUCUUUAGCUACAUUGGUCUUAUGUAUGUUACUAAUUAUUUUAUUUACAUAUAUUUCAAGAACAAAAAAGCUAUCACCGGUUCAAGAUCCAGCGGUUGUCUACCUCCACAGGCACCGGUCUGCCAGCUUGUUACCACCGGUUUACACUUUCGAAGAGCUUCAACAAGCAACCAACAACUUCGACCCGGUUCACAAAAUCGGUGACGGCGGGUUCGGGUCGGUUUUCGUGGGUCAUUUUGAACAACAAAACAGGGUUUUCGCUAUUAAAUUCUUACACAAACAAAAUCCCACUUCGAAUUCGGUCUCAAUGAAGUCUUUUUGUAAUGAGAUCUUGAUAUUGUCGUCGUUAAACCACCCGAAUUUGGUUAAACUUCAUGGGUAUUGUAGUGACCCGAGAGGGUUGUUACUUGUGUACGAGUAUGUGCCUAAUGGAACGCUUUCGGAUCAUCUGCACGUGCACAGGAAAACGUGUUUACCCUGGCACGUGCGGCUGGAUAUCGCGUUACAGAUCGCUGUUGCGAUCGAGUACCUUCAUUUUUCGGUCGUUCCGCCGAUUGUUCAUAGAGACAUUACGUCGAACAACAUAUUUGCGGACAAGGAUAUGCGUGUUAAAGUUGGGGAUUUCGGGUUAUCAAGGUUGUUGGAUCCGGGUUGUGUGUGGACCGGUCCGCAAGGGACUCCUGGGUACUUGGAUCCGGAUUAUUACCGGUCGUUCCGGUUGACCGAAAAGAGUGAUAUUUAUAGUUUUGGAGUGGUAUUAUUGGAAUUGGUUACCGGGAUGAAAGCGGUUGAUGUGAAUAGAGAUAAGAGGGAGAUGACGUUGGCGGAUAUGGCGGUGGGGAAGAUUCAGAUGGGGUUGUUGGCGGAGGUGAUUGAUCCGAGGUUAGCUACGGUGGAUGGUGGUGCUGUCGCGGCGGUGGCGGAGCUUUCGUUUCGGUGUGUGGCAGCCGAUAGGGAUGAUCGGCCCGAUGCGAAAGAAGUGGUGGCGGAGUUGAGGAGGAUUAAGGGACGUACACGUGGCGGUGGUGGUGGUGGUGGUUCGGCGGUGGGGAUGAUUAGGGCAGCGAAUUCGAAUAGUGUUGUUCCGGAUGGCGGGCCGGUUAUGUAAUUUAUUUUUGUUAUAGUUAGGCUGAGUGUAGUCGUUUAACGCCAACCGUAACGGGUUUAAAAGGACGCCAAUGAAAACCCUCCAUUUGAAAGGGUGCGUUAGCCCACUACUUAGAGCCUAACUAUUUUUUUUAUUGUUUACUUCUUUUUUAUAGUACAAGUUUUGGAUGUAUGAUGUAUGAAUGAUGGUUCACACGUGUGUUUGGAGUUUAUAUAGUUGUGACAAAAUUUGCUUUCUCCUUUC